Messenger RNA from Cervus elaphus (red deer), 2084 nucleotides. It is a transcript of the gene GMPR, whose product is annotated as guanosine monophosphate reductase. Gene Ontology annotation, molecular function: GMP reductase activity. Gene Ontology annotation, cellular component: GMP reductase complex. Gene Ontology annotation, biological process: nucleotide metabolic process. Bases 129 to 995 code for a protein of 288 amino acids. The record is from RefSeq and is a predicted model, not a curated record. The transcript has 9 exons. NCBI's taxonomy places the organism in Eukaryota, Metazoa, Chordata, Mammalia, Artiodactyla, Cervidae.
AGCCCUGCCCCUCCCGCCCUAACCUUCCCGGCUCCCCGCACACCCCGCUGCUCGCGUCCCGCGCCGCCUGUACUGCAGGAAGGAGCUGCGGGCUCCAGCCGCGCCGGCCCGAGCGCGCAGCCCGCAUCAUGCCCCGCAUAGAUGCGGACCUCAAGCUGGACUUCAAGGAUGUCCUGCUCCGACCCAAGCGAAGCAGCCUCAAGAGUCGAGCCGAGGUGGACCUUGAGCGAACCUUCACAUUUCGGAACUCGAAGCAGACCUACUCGGGGAUUCCCAUCAUUGUGGCCAACAUGGACACCGUGGGGACGUUUGAGAUGGCAGUGGUGAUGUCACAGCACUCCAUGUUUACAGCGAUUCACAAGCAUUAUACCCUGGAUGACUGGAAGCUCUUUGCAGCUAAUCACCCAGAAUGCCUGCAGCAUGUAGCUGUGAGUUCGGGCAGUGGGAAGAAUGAUCUGGAAAAGAUGAGCAACAUCCUGGAAGCUGUGCCGCAGGUCAAGUUUAUUUGCCUGGAUGUGGCCAAUGGGUACUCGGAGCAUUUUGUGGAGUUUGUGAAGCUGGUCCGGUCCAGAUUUCCAGAACACACCAUCAUGGCAGGGAACGUGGUGACGGGAGAGAUGGUAGAAGAGCUUAUUCUUUCUGGAGCAGAUAUCAUCAAAGUGGGAGUUGGACCAGGUUCCGUGUGUACCACCCGCACCAAGACAGGGGUGGGCUACCCCCAGCUGAGUGCUGUGAUCGAGUGCGCAGACUCGGCCCAUGGCCUGAAGGGGCACAUCAUCUCGGUGAGAUGCCCAGAACAGGCAGAACUUGUCAGAUAUAGCUGGAUGGACUUGGACAGAUCUAUGGCUUCAGCUUAUGACGGAGGCUGCACAUGUCCAGGAGAUGUCGCCAAAGCCUUUGGGGGACCGAGGAGCCGGCAUUUGUGUUGGGGACCCUGCAGGGAAGCCGUCGACGCUUUCUGCCAAGUCGAGAGGCCCUGUGUCUUGCUUGCCUGAUUGCCAGGCCCAGGGUCCAGCCCUGCAGAGUCGGCCUUCCGAGAUGCUGGACAGAAAGGCCUGGAACACCUGAUGCACACCUCGAAGUCCUCUUACAGAUAUUUAAGCGACCAGCUGGAAGCAGUCAAGGCCACUUUUUAGGGGAGUCUGUGCUUGCUGCUUCUGAUCCUUCAUCCUGGUUGUGUAACACUUCUGUACCCUGAUAUCCUCCAAUUCUGAAUGUAAACCCUCAGUAGGACUGGUCAGGAUGGCGAACGGUGACUAUUUCUAUUUCUUCCAUGUAUGCCUUCUACUUUCCUGACAACUAGUCACGCCACCUCUGCCGUGUGCUGUGAUAAAUACUGAGGACAGAGCAGUGAGCCAGCCCUGGUCCUACCGCUCCUGGUUUGGAUCCAACAUAACCUCCAAAGGCAGCUGCAACACCCCAGUCUCCUCUGUACCUGUCCUGGAAGUUUCAUGUCAUUCGGUGAUUUAUAUGGGGUGGUGUUUACUCUGGAAGUCAAAUGUUUAUCACAACAGAGGUGUGAGUCGAGUUUUACAGGGUAUAUCUAUAGAUAGAUGUGUGUAUAUGUGUUUGAUGUACACAGACAUACAUGUGUUUACACACAAAUGCACACACAUAUACAUAUAUGUACGUACGGAUUUCUCUCCUUCAUGCCCAAGCUCUUGGGGAGGAAGUUCUGUCUGUUCUGAGGUCCCUUUACGUCUAUACAGAGUGUGAGUGUGCUGAGACCUUCAUGUAGACCAGAUGCCCAAUGGGGACAUGGCAGAGGACUUAUUGCAUUAAGUAUGAGAUUGGAAAACACGCUGAGGUGCUGCUCACUUCUAAUGUUCCUCUGAUUUUAACAGAGUUAGACCUGUGGACGUUGGUCAUAGGAAGUCAACAAUAACCAUUAAGGAUUUCCCAGUGUACUAGUCACCAAGCUUCAGUAGGCUGUGUUGCUCAGAAUGUCUGGUGCCUGUCUGCCUUUAACUUUUUUUCCUGAGUGGGGAAGUUGGGCUUUUUCUCGCUAUAACCAGGAGGAGAGAGAGGGAAUUGGUAGUACUUGCAUCUUUCUGGAGCUGACUUUUCCCUGACCCUUUUCUCUG